Hibiscus syriacus is the source of this 1232-nucleotide messenger RNA. RefSeq names its product LRR receptor-like serine/threonine-protein kinase GSO1. The record is from RefSeq and is a predicted model, not a curated record. The transcript is spliced from 11 exons. The coding region runs from base 118 to 1098 and encodes 326 amino acids. NCBI's taxonomy places the organism in Eukaryota, Viridiplantae, Streptophyta, Magnoliopsida, Malvales, Malvaceae. Gene Ontology annotation, molecular function: protein binding.
UGGCCGUCGGCGGAUCUCCGCUGUAGCUUAUAAGUAUACAUAAAAUUAUAAGAAAUUUAGAGUUUAAUUUCAGUUUGUUUGGGGUUAGACUUAGAUCUUUGUCUCUGCUCCAAAACUAUGGUUUCCCUUUGGCCACUAACUUUGAUUUGCAUUUUAGCUUUUUCAAUCUCCAUUACUCACUGCAAGACUCUCAAGAGAGAUGUGAAAGCCUUAAAUGAGAUAAAAGCAUCACUCGGAUGGCGAGUUGUAUACGCGUGGAUCGGGGAUGAUCCUUGCGGAGAUGGGGAUUUACCGGCUUGGUCCGGUGUAACUUGUUCGACUCAAGGAGACUAUAGAGUUGUUACUGAAUUGGAGGUCUAUGCAGUAUCGAUUGUUGGUCCUUUUCCUAUUGCUGUAACUAAUUUAUUGGAUUUAACAAGACUGGAUCUCCAUAACAACAAGUUGACUGGCCCAAUUCCUCCUCAAAUUGGCCGACUGAGACGACUUAGAAUGUUAAAUUUGAGGUGGAAUAAGCUCCAAGAUGUCCUUCCUCCCGAGAUUGGUGAGCUUAAAAGAAUGACCCAUCUGUCCUUGAGCUUUAACAAUUUUAAGGGCGAGAUUCCAAAGGAGCUCGCAAGUCUACCUGAGCUCCGCUAUCUCUACCUUCAAGAAAACCGUUUCACUGGACGAAUUCCACCCGAAUUGGGCACUUUACAAAACCUUCGGCACUUGGAUGUUGGUAAUAAUCAUUUGGUUGGUACCAUUCGGGAGCUUAUUCGUAUUGAAGGCUGCUUUCCGGUUCUACGCAAUCUAUAUUUGAAUAACAAUUAUUUGACCGGAGGAGUUCCGGCUCAGCUCGCAAAUUUGACAAAUUUGGAGAUACUGUACCUUUCAUACAACAAGAUGUCUGGAGUGAUACCAGCGGCACUCGCCCAUAUUCCGAAACUGACAUAUUUCUACUUGGAUCAUAACCAAUUCUCAGGACGGAUUCCCGAUGCAUUCUAUAAGCAUCCUUUAUUGAAGGAAUUGUACAUCGAAGGGAACGGAUUCCGACCCGGAGUGAACCCCAUCUGUACACACAAGGUCCUUGAACUCUCAGACACAGAUUUCUUGGUUUAAGCAAAACUGUCGAGAGAACCCAACCUGAUUGUCCGAAUUUUCAAUUAAUAUUGCAUUCGUUUGUUUCAAUAGAACAUAUAUUUUACAUAUGGUCUGAAAGAAAUAUAAAUGAUCGCAUAUCACAUUUGUAUUAA